CCCAGAUUGCACCGCAUCACCGGGUCACUCCAGCGCUUCACUGAAAUUAGCCCCGACGAGCAUCCGCGGCGCUAAGAGACGCUGUUGUAUCUGUAUGUGUUGCACAUUUGGGUUUGACUGAGCAGGAUUUUAAACGAUGUCUGGAAGCGCAGGAGAGUGGUGUCUGAUGGAAAGUGACCCCGGGGUUUUCACAGAGCUGAUAAAAGGUUUUGGCUGCAAAGGAGCCCAGGUUGAGGAGAUAUGGAGCAUGGAGCCAGAGAACUUCGACAACUUGAAACCGGUUCAUGGCUUGAUUUUCCUGUUCAAGUGGCAGCCAGGUGAAGAGCCAGCUGGGUCGAUUGUCCAGGAUUCAAGGCUUGACAACAUCUUCUUUGCAAAACAGGUCAUAAACAACGCUUGUGCCACCCAGGCGAUAGUCAGCGUUCUGCUCAACUGUUCCCACUCCGACAUGUUGCUGGGAGACACACUGACAGAGUUCAGGGAGUUUUCACACAGUUUUGAUGCUGCUAUGAAAGGUUUGGCUCUCAGCAACUCUGAAGUGAUCCGACAAGUUCACAACAGCUUUGCCAGACAGCAGAUGUUUGAAUUUGAUGCAAAGUCUUCAGCAAAGGAUGAGGACGCCUUUCACUUUGUGAGCUACGUCCCUGUAAACGGUAGACUAUACGAGUUGGAUGGACUCCGAGAGGGACCAAUUGACCUCGGUGCAUGCAACCAGGAUGACUGGAUCAACGCAGUUCGCCCAGUGAUCGAGAAGAGAAUACAGAAGUACAGUGAAGGAGAGAUUCGAUUCAACCUAAUGGCCAUCGUGUCGGACAGAAAGAUGAUAUAUGAGAGGAAAAUCGCAGAGCUCCAGAGCCAGCUUACUGAGGAUGAGCCGAUGGACACAGACCAGAGCAGCACCUUUAUCAGCUCCAUUCAGUCAGAGAUCGCAAAGUACCAGCUCCUUAUUGAAGAAGAAAACCAGAAACUUAAAAGAUAUAAGAUUGAAAACAUUCGACGAAAGCACAACUACUUACCUUUCAUUAUGGAGCUACUGAAGACCCUGGCAGAGUACCAGCAGUUAAUACCUCUGGUGGAGAAGGCAAAGGAAAAACAGAGUACCAAAAAAGCCCAGGAGGCCAAGUGACAACAUACAUUUCAACAGAGAAGUCUCUAAUUACAUACACAUACCGUACAAUCACAUUCUCUCAUCAGUAAGCCACAUACAUCCACACACACACACACACACACACACACACACACAUGCAGACAGACACACAGACACACACAAGCAGAUGUAUCAGCUGUCAUUCAUAUAGAUGGCCAUGGACGGUCUGCAGCUCUUCCUCACCAUAAUAUCCUGUGAACAACCCAGAAUUACGAGCUGUGUGUGGAGCAGGGAGCCCGAACUGUCUGGGGAAAAAAAAAUACUCCCUCCAUGUAUGUCCGUCAGCUCUAAUGCAUGAUAGAAGGAAAGAUGUGUUCAAAUUAUGUUCUGUCUUAUUUUCAUAAUAAAAUGUCUAGAUGUUUGAGCAUGG
Molecule: messenger RNA, 1517 nt
Organism: Myripristis murdjan (pinecone soldierfish)
Lineage: Eukaryota; Metazoa; Chordata; Actinopteri; Holocentriformes; Holocentridae
Gene: uchl5
Product: ubiquitin carboxyl-terminal hydrolase L5
Exons: 11
Coding region: 137-1126 (329 amino acids)
Biological process (GO): ubiquitin-dependent protein catabolic process; protein deubiquitination
Cellular component (GO): cytoplasm; Ino80 complex
Molecular function (GO): cysteine-type deubiquitinase activity; proteasome binding
Source: RefSeq, a predicted model, not a curated record